Molecule: messenger RNA, 4227 nt
Organism: Oryzias melastigma (Indian medaka)
Lineage: Eukaryota; Metazoa; Chordata; Actinopteri; Beloniformes; Adrianichthyidae
Gene: pax3b
Product: paired box 3b
Biological process (GO): regulation of transcription by RNA polymerase II; anatomical structure development
Molecular function (GO): RNA polymerase II cis-regulatory region sequence-specific DNA binding; DNA-binding transcription factor activity, RNA polymerase II-specific
Source: RefSeq, a predicted model, not a curated record
AUGACUGCGUUAGCGGGGUCGGUACCCAGGAUGAUGCGACCCACGCUGGCCCAGAACUACCCCCGCAGCGGCUUCCCCCUGGAAGUGUCCACCCCGCUGGGUCAAGGCCGAGUCAACCAGCUCGGAGGAGUCUUCAUCAACGGCAGACCUUUGCCCAACCACAUCCGCCACAAGAUCGUGGAGAUGGCCCACCACGGGAUCCGGCCGUGCGUCAUUUCCCGACAGCUCCGCGUCUCCCACGGCUGCGUGUCCAAAAUCCUGUGCCGGUACCAGGAGACGGGUUCUAUCCGACCCGGAGCCAUCGGAGGCAGCAAACCCAAGGGAACCCCGCCGGACGUGGAGAGGAGAAUAGAGGAGUACAAGCGGGAACACCCGGGUAUGUUUAGCUGGGAGAUUCGGGAUAAAUUACUGAAGGAUGGGAUGUGUGACCGCAACAACGUUCCCUCAGUGAGCUCCAUCAGUCGCAUGAUGCGGAGUAAAUUUGGAGGCAAGGGCGAUGAAGAGGAGGAUGAAGAGGAGAUCGAGAAGAAAGAGCAGGAGGACAGCGAGCGGAGGACCAAACACAGCAUCGAGGGAAUCUUAGGAGACAGAUCUAGCCAUUCAGACGACGGUUCGGAUGUUGAGUCGGAACCGGAUUUGCCACUGAAAAGAAAGCAGCGGCGCAGUCGGACCACCUUUACCGCAGAGCAGCUGGACGAGCUGGAGAGGGCCUUCGAGAGGACACACUAUCCUGACAUCUACACCAGGGAGGAGCUGGCUCAGAGGGCCAAGCUCACUGAAGCCAGGGUGCAGGUUUGGUUUAGCAACAGAAGAGCGAGGUGGAGGAAACAAGCUGGAGCCAAUCAAAUGAUGGCGUUUAACCACCUGAUCCCGGGAGGUUUCCCAGCCUCAGCCAUGUCCAGCAUCCCACCCUACCAGCUCUCCGACAGCGCCUACCCUCCCUCAUCCAUCGCACAAGUGUCGGAGCCACCCAGCACAGUGCACCGUCCCCAGCCUCUGCCCCCCUCCUCCAGCCACCAAGCCUCCGCCGGUGGAGGUCAGGGAGAAGGAGGCUCUGCCUACUGCCUCUCCUCUGGACGCCACUCCUUCUCCGGCUAUUCAGACAGCUUCGUGAGCCCUGGAGGACCAAGCAACCCCACUAUAGGAAAUGGGCUCUCCCCACAGGUGAUGGGUCUCCUAAACCCCGGCGGGGUUCCGCAUCAACCCCAAAGCGACUACGCCAUCUCCCCGCUGACGGGUGGCCUGGAACCCCCCACCGGCAUGGCGGCCAGCUGCAGCCAGCGCAUGGACCACAUCAAGGGUUUGGAGGGUCUCACCAGCGUACCCUCCAUGUCGGCUCUGCCCUCUCUGCCCAGCUCGCAGUCUUACUGCCCCCCCUCGUACAGCUCACAGGGCUACACCGUCGACCACGUGGCGUCCUACCAGUACAGCCAGUACGCACAAAGUGCCCUUCCUUAUCUGAGGCCUGAAAUCACCUGACCAGCAGCUCAGCUCUUCACAAAGGGACGUGUGUUUGCAUGCUGACGUAAAAAGCCUUCAUGUCUGGACCAAAACUUCGGCGCGGCGGAUCAGCACACAUCCUCCGCCGCAGGAUAGAAAAAAGAAAAAAAAAAACAAGGGAUCACAAGAAGGAAAAACAGGAGCGAGAACUGUAAAUUGACUGUGAAUGUUUGACCAUCUACUGUGCCACAAAGAGGCACUUUCCACCGUGACCCAAAAGCAGGUCUGCUUUGCAAAGACAGUGACCCAAACCUCAGAGCAGAGCCGACAGUGAUGUGUUUACACGUGGAAACACCAGUGAAUUCCAGGUAACUUCAGCGUCAUUCCAGACUACAGAAAAGGGCUUUUUGUUGUUUCAUGACUUUUAUUUAAGACUCCAACGUCCCACACAUGAGUAGAAAUUCCAGAGAGAAGGAAAACAAACAUAAGCUGAUGAGUCUGUGGCUUUUAUUGUAUCUAAUGUACACCCCAGCUGUUCUACAGAGAGGGAUCAUCCAAACAUUCCUCCCCCCUCGGGCUCCGCUCCGGCCUCUCGGCCCCUCCGCCUCAUUCAUGUCUCGGACGGCGAGGCAAAGAUCCUGGCCUUUUGUGGCUCUUCAGAGCAGCUCAGAGGAGGUCAAAGGCUGGCUUUAGGGAGAGUGACAGAUGAGAGAGCAGCAGUGGAGGGCGGCAGGCAAAGGGGGGGUACAAGCAAGAUCGAUCACAGCAUGAAAAAAAAAGCCUUUAGAGGUCCUCACGGCGAGAAAAAGCCAGUGGGUCACAAGUCACGACUGAGAGACACUUGAGACACUAGAGGAGGUCAAAGACUGCCUAGUCGCCCACCUGAACAGAAGUGCAAUAUCACUGAUCCGACAGUCAAUUCCACAACAAGUCCCCAAAAAAAGAAACGUUCAUUUGAAUGUUUACAAAAGAGAAACAACUCUGAUGCCUUCAGUUUCACGUCACAUGAGAAAGGCCAGAAAACCUCCACCAGGAAAAACAACGGUGCAAAGAUGGAAUGAUAAAGCCAAACUCCUCUACCUUUCUGGGACCUUUCAUUUGCAGGAGAUCUGAGGGGGUUCUGUUGUAUUUAUUUGUGCCAUCACAUCACAUCUAUGGGGGUUACACCAUAUCUGUUUGGGUGUUCCUAUCCACUAUAUCAGUGGUCCCCAACCCUUGGGUCAUGGGCUGGUACCGGUCCGUGGGUCACUUGGUACCAGGCCUCAACUUAGAUUAUUUCCGGUUAGAUUAUUUUCUGAUCCUGAAGGAAGUUUUAUUUUGGAAAAUUGCAAGAUUUUGUUCACAACAUCUGUCUUGGUCACGUGACUUAAAGUGGCUACCUGGAUUUCUAGGCUAGUAGCCAAAUGCUAACAAAUAAAACGUACUUGGGAAGUGUCUUAGCAGAGAAAAGAGCCAGUGAGGAAACCAAAUGAGAGCUUUCGACUUCAUAAAACAAUAAAGCUGCUGUUUACAUGCAAAAGAGUUGUUCUCAUGUAGCAUGUAGCUCUGUCUAACACACAGCAACAGACUCGACUGUUUCACACACGCAGAUAAUAAAGUUGGAGACAUGGUGGAUUUAUGUUCAUAUUAUAUUUACAAAAUACCAGUUUUAUGACAGUUGUGUCAUUUAAUUAUGCUUUAUUUGUCCAUCACACCUUAAAAGUCAGACGUAGCUGAAGCUAGGGUCUGGUUGUUAGUCUCUACUUUGACGUUAAAGGGAAAAUCAUCAUCAUAAAGUUUAAACCAGUCCCAAACAUUUUACGGAGAAUGAAGAUUCAAUCAAGUAGUUGCUGACUUGUGGAAGCUGGUUAGAGAGAUGUUUGAGAAUUUUCCAACAGCAAGGCUGAAUUAGGCAGAAACUGUAGCUCAGAAAAUGUUCCUUUGUGUUGAAAAAUACUCAAUGAAUGAGGAUUUAUGUAAAGACAAAAUACGAUCAAUCUUUUUGCCCUGAAAGAUCAUCGAAGCCUAGAUUGAGUGUUAAAAUGACAUCCUAUGGGAAAGAGAAUUAUCAAAUGAAAAACUUUGUUUCAUUGAAUUUUCAUCAUGUGGGGAAAAAAAAUAUCUACUGAUAUUUUACAAAUGCCAACUCCUGUCCAGCUCCUGCCCCGUUUGAACCGGUCCGUGAAAAUAUUGUCUAAUUUAAACCAAUCUGUGGCCUGAAAAGGUUGGGGACCACUCAAUUACACUACAUCGGGGUGGGGGGUGGGGGGUGGGGGUUGUCCCACCAUUAUGUCACAUCUGUGGGGGUGUUCCCACCAUCAUACUAAGUCUGUGGGAGUGUUACUGUUUGUUACACGGCGUCUUUGGGGGUGUUCCUAACUGUUACACCAGGCCUGUGGGGGUGCUCCUCUUACAUUGGGUGUGUUGGAGCUGUUUUUACCGUUACACCCUCCCAUGAGGGUGUUCCUAACUGUUACAUCGGGUUCUUGGAGGUUUUCCUACCAGUGCGCUGAAUCUGUGGGGGUGCUCCCAUUGUAACGUUGUGUCUUUGUUCUUAUUGUUACACCGCAUCAUUGGGUGUGUUCCUACUGUUAUACCACAUUUGUGGGGGUUUUCCUACCAUUACACUUUUGUACAGCUGGGCGACAGGAAGCAGAAAUAAUUCACUCAUCAGCCAACAGUUGGUCUUCUCCCUCCAUUUCCCUGAUAUAUUUUUUUGUAUUCUUCGACGAAGCGUCGUGACGUAACGUCAUGUGUAUACACGCAUUACCAAUGCUAUUUAUGAUCAAAUAAAAACUCUGAAAAGUU